Molecule: messenger RNA, 2282 nt
Organism: Hypoxylon fragiforme
Lineage: Eukaryota; Fungi; Ascomycota; Sordariomycetes; Xylariales; Hypoxylaceae
Exons: 7
Coding region: 554-2083 (509 amino acids)
Biological process (GO): protein localization to plasma membrane
Cellular component (GO): plasma membrane
Source: RefSeq, a predicted model, not a curated record
CAGGUCGCAUGGUUGAUGGACUUGGUAGGAAGGUAACCUAACCUAGCACAUCAGGCCCCUAUUAUGUAACCUAGUUAUUUAUGCCUUACGAGGCAAACCAGGAAUUUUUGCUACCUUGUCAGCAGUAGAUCUUGUGUUUAGCAUCAGAUCCUGAAAUCAUCCUAUGAGUUGCUGACUAGACACACUUAAUUUUGCGAGGAAACCACUCAAGCUUUACCUGGAAGGAGGUGAUAUUUACCAAGCACCUACCGAUGUUAGGGGCAGACAUUUGUUUAACCUCCUAGUUCUCCUAGUUCCCCGGAUGUUAACUAAAGCCUAACGUUGAAGCACGUGGCUGGGACUUCCGUUCGAAUUUCAUAUUUGUAAUUUCAGUCUCAGUCUUGCUAUACUUGAACUCGUACUUAAAUAGCUUGACUCUCCUCGUGGAUCGAGUUCUCCUCUUCUGUACUACCACAACUCUUACUGGGUAAAUGGAAACGAAAGAAAAAACCAUCAUCCAACGGCUUCCAAACUGCAGCAAGUCGUGGGGAGGAUUUCCCACUAAACUAUCGCCAUGUCGUACAAAAUCGCCGCCCCCGAUGAGUAUCUUGCCAUCACUGGCAUGAAUAUAAAAAAUGUCCUCAUAACCAAGUCGGCAUGGAUCCUCCCAUUCCAAAGAUGCACUCGAUUCUCAGUCCAGCCCCAUGACUAUUCUAUGAACCUUCAAGCAAUGACAAAGGAGAAGCUCCAGUUUCUCCUCCCUGUAGUGUUCACUAUUGGACCGGAUGUCAAUAACCGAGGUGCCAAUUCCAAGAAUCUUCACGCCCCUAAUAUAAGCCAAUCUACGGAUAGCCAUAUUCACGACGAAGACCGCGGAGAUUCUUUGAUGAAGUACGCCAUGUUGUUGGCCGAGUCCACAGCCCAGAAGAAAGGCUCACAAUACCUCGAAAACAUCGUCAAAGGCAUUAUCGAGGGCGAGACAAGGGUUUUGGUUUCUAGCAUGACCAUGGAAGAAAUAUUUACGGAGCGAGAGGAGUUCAAGCGUCGUGUCUUCCGCGCCAUUCAGGGUGAGCUAGAGCAGUUUGGCCUCAAGAUCUACAACGCCAACGUCAAAGAGCUGAAGGACGCGGCCGGCUCCAACUAUUUCCAAUCUCUCUCUCAGAAGGCACACGAAGGCGCCACCAAUCAAGCACGCAUCGACGUCGCGGAAGCCCAGCUUCGUGGUAACGUCGGAGAGGCCGAAAGACACGGUCAACAGGAACGAUUUAUUGCAAAGAUUAAUGCGGAGACGGCUGUUCAAAAGACAGACCGCGACGUGGAGCGCGCGACGGCCGAGGCCAACCUGGCGACACAGAAGACAGUGCUUAGCAGAGAUGUUGAGAUCUCACGCAUUGAAGCAACACGUGCUACAGAGGCGAAAGACGAGGACCUAAAGAAAGAAGUCCAGGUGAAACGCGCAGCAGCCGAACUCGAGCGCCUACGCGCCGUCGAUGUAGUUAAAGCAGCCAUCACCCGUGAGAGUAAGCAGCAAGCCGCCGACGCCAAGGCAUACGAGGUAGCUGCUGAGGCGCGCGCCAACUAUGAAAAGAGCAACAAGGCGACAGAUGCGAAGGCGUAUAACACUAGAACCGAGGCUGAAGCCCAGGCCGAUGCUGCAAUAAAAAAUGCCGAGGCGAAUCUAGAAUUAAAACUGAAGGAAGCCCAAGGUAUAGCUGCCAUGGCUGAUGCUUAUGCUAAAAUGAGCCAGGCCUUUGGUGGCCCAUCGGGUCUUCUACAGUACAUGAUGAUCGAAAAGGGAACUUAUGUUGAGCUCUCCAAAGCUAAUGCUGCAGCCGUUCACGGAAUGCAGCCCAAGAUCAGUAUCUGGAACACAGGCGCCGAGGCCGGGUCGUCCGGAGCGGGAGCCGGUGGACUGGGAUCGGGUCAGGAUACUGCCUCGACUCUUCGUAAUGUUUAUCAACUCCUCCCACCACUGAUGUCUACGAUCAAUGAGCAAACCGGCAUCACACUGCCCGAGUGGCAGUUUGGUAAAAUGCCCCACAAUGAUAAAGCAAGGAAAGACUAUCCAAAGAACAAUGGUGGUGGGGUUGUUAAUGGGGAAUAAUGAAUUCUAUCAAUGAUGUAUUUAAGUUAUGUAUGUAGCCCUGGAGCUGAUUUUUGUGCUACAUAACCUUAAUAAUUGCCAUGUGGUUCAAGGUUGUUACACUGCAUAUACAAGUUGUAGGUAGUAGGUACUCAACUGUACAGGGUAGGUUAUUCAUGUGGGGUUCUUAGGAGCUUCCCUCCAAAUCUGCACCCCAAAC